AUGCGCUCGGGAUGUUGGCACUCGCAGAUGUCCGACCUUCGUUCAACAUGGUUGAUGACCUGGGUCUUGCUUCUGUCGCUGUGGCUUGCCACGGCCCAGGGCAUGCGGACCGAUCGGGUUAAGGAACUCAGGAGAGAGACAGAGCAUAUGUUCUACCAUGGAUUCGAAAACUACAUCGAACACGCCUUUCCUGAAGACGAACUUCGUCCGCUAUCCUGCCGACCGCUGGUUCGCGACCGAGAAAAUCCCGCGCAUGCAGAGCUCAACGAUGUCCUAGGCAAUUAUUCCCUGACUCUGAUCGACAGUCUAUCCUCCCUAGCGAUUCUCUCAUCAAGUCCCGAGGAAGGCAAGAAAGCUUGGGACUAUUUUCAAAAUGGGGUGAAGGACUUUGUCACACUAUACGGGGAUGGUUCCGACGGCCCUGCAGGCCAGGGUCGAAGAGGAAGGGGGUUCGAUAUGGACAGCAAGGUUCAGGUUUUCGAGACGGUGAUUCGAGGACUAGGUGGUCUACUCAGCGCCCAUCUUUUCGCUGUCGGCGAUCUUCCCAUCAGUGGAUACAGUCCUCCGGAGAUAGAAGCCGACUUUGCCAAAGCUUGGGAUAAGUCUUCUUUCCCAGAAGACGGGCAUGGAAUCCUAUGGGAUAACGGAUUUGUCUACGAUGGUCAACUCCUACGACUUGCCGCCGAUCUAGCGAAUCGUCUUCUUCCGGCUUUCUAUACGGACACGGGUCUCCCUUACCCACGAGUCAACCUGAGAUACGGGGUGCAACGGCAGCCGUACUAUGCAAACUCGCCGCUGAAUGCAGCCCCUACAUGUGACAACACCAGACCGGAACAGUGCCAGAGGCCUCGUCGUUCCUCGGCCCCGGAGACUACGGAAACCUGCAGCGCCGGUGCGGGCAGCCUAGUCCUGGAGUUUACUGUUCUAAGCAGGCUUACUGGUGAUGGCCGAUACGAGGAGCUCGCAAAGCGGGCAUUUUGGGCGGUUUGGGCAAGGAGGAGUGAUAUUGGACUGAUAGGAUCCGGUAUUGAUGCUGAGUCUGGCAGAUGGGUCCAUUCAUACACUGGGAUCGGCGCUGGAAUUGACAGCUUUUUCGAAUAUGCCUUCAAGUCCUACGUCCUGCUCUCUUCGGGGGAACGGCCCCCGGCUAAUACCAGCAGUCCAUGGCAUGUCCUGGACGACCAUUUUCUGCCGCUUUCCGAGUAUGAACACUCGGCGAAUGCCUUUCUCAAUGUAUGGGAGGAGUCGCAUGCCUCAAUCAAACGUCACUUGUAUCGUGGGGAGGGCCAUCAGCACCCACACUUGAUUCAGGGAGAUAUCUUCACUGGGGCGACUCGUGCGUUUUGGAUCGACAGUCUCAGCGCCUUCUAUCCUGGGCUUCUUACUUUGGCGGGGGAAGUGGACGAAGCCAUCGGGAUUCAUCUCCUGACGACAGCCGUCUGGACGCGGUUCUCAGGCCUCCCUGAACGAUGGAACGUUGCCACGGGGGAUAUUGAGCAGGGCCUUGCCUGGUACGGUGGCCGCCCUGAAUUUGUGGAGUCGACAUAUUACCUCUAUCGAGCGACGAAGGACCCUUGGUAUCUGCACGUCGGUGAGAUGGUACUGCGGGAUAUCAAAAGGCGGUGCUGGACCCAAUGCGGCUGGGCUGGCAUUCAAGACGUUCGGAAUGGUGAGCUCAAUGACCGGAUGGAGAGCUUCUUCUUGGGGGAAACCGCCAAAUACAUGUUCUUACUCUACGAUUUUGACCAUCCCCUGAACAAGAUAGACCAGCCAAUUGUCUUCUCUACCGAGGGCCAUCCGCUCCUCAUACCCAAGAACAGCACGGUGCACCGCAGUGAGCACAAGCAGGUGCCAGUCAACGGGAGAAACACAGAAUCGAGAUGCCCAACAGCACCUCUGCCUCCCACCUUGGGGGUCUCAUCCACCGCUGCUCGCCCGGAUGUAUUUCACGCCGCGAAUCUGGCCCGUCUGCAUCUCAUGCCGAGUAGAGGCUUGCCGGAAGGUCCUCUUCUGGAUUAUGCCCAGGACCACCCGAGCGUGUCCGUGUCCGAUUUAUCUUCGCCUACUAACUACACAUUCUUUCCCUGGACGUUGCCUCCCGAAUUGGUCCCGUUCAAUGCGACAAGCUCGCCCAUGACGAUCCGCCCUACACUGGACAUUUCGUUCCCUGCGCUUCCCGGAAUGGUCAUAGGGCCUGGGUCUUUGGAACGGGUCCGGGAUGGCAUCUUCAUCAAAGCUAUCGGGGGGUUGCGGCUGAGUAUGGUCCAGGACGUCCCUGUGCACGGGGAGAUGGGGGUCGCGAACGGAGACGAGUUCCGGGUGCAGGUGAUCGAUAAUGUGCCCCUGGGAAAAGACGAGAAGGUAUAUCUUCUACGGGAGAUCACAUUUGAUGUCCUCGACCCCACUGAUCCGAACUUCACCCGCGUUCGCGACACCGCCAUGAUUGACAUCGUCAUUGACGUUAUCCCAGAGACUAUCCGUCGACGAAAUGAUUCGGAUGAUGGUCAAGAACCAGCUGCACCACAACAUGCAAACGGGGCCAUCGCCCACGGCUCCGGUUCCGUCGACGGCAAAGUCGGCAGCUUAGAUACGUCUACGUCCAGCAUGAAGACCGUCUUGUCGUCGUUAGUGAACACCUUGUCAACCUUACUCCGGGAUGAGGUGCAGGGCCAGACGAGCCUUCCACGGAAGAAAGCAUCUUCAUUGCGACUAUUGCUCCCGGCCGCCAUCUCCACCGGUCUCGGCUCCGCUCCGCUCCCUGAUGUGGAGGACGCGCCAACGGUGUCCAUCACAGGCGACCCGUCCAAGCAGCGACUCACCUGGACCAGCAUCUACUUCGCCGACAAGCUCUGCGACCAGCGCAUCCUGCGUGAAAUCGCACAAAGCCACCAGGUUCUCGUCGUCAAGCGUGGUGGAUGUAACUUCUCGCAGAAGCUGCGCAACAUUGCCGCGUAUCCGCCAUCACGGUAUGCGUUGAAGAUGGUCAUCGUCGUCUCCUAUGACGAAGACCUUGGGGAGCACGCAGGGUCGGACCCAGUGGCGCCUGGCUUGGCUGCUGUCCGCGCAGAACCCUACCUUGCUCGACCCCAUCUGGACGAGACGCAGAUGACAGCUGGAGGCGUCCCACGGCGCCACCUGCUCAGCGUCGUCAUGGUAGGCGGGGGCGAGGAGACGUACGAGCUGCUGCGGCAGGCGACGGCCGUGGGGAUCAAACGCCGGUAUGCAGUACGAUCUCAGGGUGUGCCCAUCAACAAUCUGUAUAUUUUGUGA
Molecule: messenger RNA, 3270 nt
Organism: Aspergillus sclerotioniger CBS 115572
Lineage: Eukaryota; Fungi; Ascomycota; Eurotiomycetes; Eurotiales; Aspergillaceae
Product: seven-hairpin glycosidase
Exons: 4
Coding region: 1-3270 (1089 amino acids)
Biological process (GO): carbohydrate metabolic process; mannose trimming involved in glycoprotein ERAD pathway; endoplasmic reticulum mannose trimming
Cellular component (GO): membrane; endoplasmic reticulum
Molecular function (GO): calcium ion binding; mannosyl-oligosaccharide 1,2-alpha-mannosidase activity
Source: RefSeq, a predicted model, not a curated record